Molecule: messenger RNA, 2010 nt
Organism: Drosophila hydei
Lineage: Eukaryota; Metazoa; Arthropoda; Insecta; Diptera; Drosophilidae
Product: DNA-binding protein modulo
Exons: 4
Coding region: 92-1702 (536 amino acids)
Biological process (GO): mRNA splicing, via spliceosome
Cellular component (GO): ASAP complex; nucleoplasm; cytoplasm
Molecular function (GO): RNA binding
Source: RefSeq, a predicted model, not a curated record
UUUUCUCAAUUCUUUUCCACGUGCGUUUGAGCAUACUGAAACACGCGCUAUUCACAGUUUUCCGCUUAUAAUAGUGAAAUAAACUUUAAAAAUGGCUCAAAAGAAGCUGGGUACCAAGAAGCCUGCAGGCAACAACAAGCGCGGCCCUAAAGCAAAGCAGGUUGAAGAGGAGAAGCCUGAAAUGAAAGUAGACGCGAACGAAGACGACUCAGACGCCGACGAGGAGCAGAAUGGAGUUAACUUUGAUGAUGGCAGUGACUCUGAGGCUGCUGAUGCAGGAGACUUGAUAGACAAUGAAGCUGAGGAAGCAGAAGAUGAUGAAGAGGAUGAUGAGGAUGACGAUGACGACGAUGAAAAUGAAGUCGAACCUGGUGAGAUUUCAAAGGCCUCAAAAUCAGCCAACGAAUCUGAUGAUGACGAGGAUCAGGAAGCCGAUUCUGAUGAAGAGCCUACUGAAGAGGCAAUUGUAAAGAAGAAGGAACAAGCAGAUGCCUCCAAGAAGGCUGGCAUACCUAAAGUUAUCGUUGGUCGUAUUCCACAUGAAACACCCAAGGAUCAAAUUAUCUUCGUUAGUGGACUCCCAAAUGAAUAUAAGCACAUGGAACUCGUUGGCUUGUUUACCAAAUUUGGACCGAUUGCCAUUGUCAACCGAAUUAAGACAAAGGCUGGCGGCAACAACGUAAUCAUUGCUUUUGAGUCUCCCGAAGCUGUUGAUGCCGCUCUGGCUGCCAAGCCGAAGGCACUGACGCUUAGCGGCCAAGUCGUGACUGUGUCUCGUCCACACAAUAAGAGUGAACUGAAUGAGCGCACUGUUGUCGUGGGUUUGAUUGGAUCCAAUGCCACCAAGGACAAAAUUUCAGAGCACUUCAAAAGUUGUGGUGCCAUUGAAUCUGUUAACUUUUCCAACAAUCGCGCACUGCCCACUGCAUAUGUGCGUUUCAUUUCAGUUAGCUCGGUGCCCAAAGCCCUCAAAUUGCAUGGUAGUGAGUUCCAGUCCCGCUUCAUAACAGUUCGUGAGGAGGCGUACAAAAACAAACAGCUGAAGUCGCCAUCAUGUACAUUGACCAUCCUAAACACAGGCAAUCAUGAAUCCUUCAAACCAGAUACCAUUGAGAAGAUCUUCAAGAAAUACGGCGAGAUUGUAGACAUUGAUACUGUAUGCACACGCAGUGUUUUAGCCUUUGUUACAUACAAAACUGCUGAGCAGGCCGAAAAGGCGACGAAACAGCUAAAUGGCAAGACUGUAAGCGAUCUGGAGAUUAAAUUAGAGCCCUACCACUACAGUUCCUCGGCCCGCACUAUUAUUGUGUUGAACUUGGCACCGAGCGUUGAAGAACAGGAGCUAAAUGAAGUGUUCAGUGAAGCUGGAGAAAUUGAAAGCAUCAAAAUGCUACCCAACAAGGCGAUUAUUAAAUUCACCAAUGACGAUGGUUUCUGCAAAUCCUUCCUGUUUAAUGAGCGUCUUGUGCAAGGCCAGCCAAUUUUCCUGGAGCCAAAUUCUUUGCUUAAACUCAAGAUUAUCAAUAAGAAAACUGGAAUCAAGCCCCAAGGAAGGUCUGCUGGUGGUCCACCAGCUGGGGGUCCAGCCAAAUUUAAUAAGUUUGGCAAUAACCAAAAGCAGAAGAACAAGCCAUUUAACAAACGCCCAGCGCAGGACAAUGGUUCGGCUCCGAAACAUUUUAAGAAGGCCAAGAAGAUCUAAUGUUUUUACUUAAGCCGUCUUAAAUCCGUAGUUCUAAGUCUAUAAAAGUAACCCAGAGACCAAUGCAUCUUCAAACAGUGCAUUGAUUUUAGUUUUAUAAGCGGCAAUAGGUGUCUGUGCCUCCUAUUCACGUUAUGUGUUUGAAUAUUUUAUGACAUGCAAAUAAAGUCAAGUAUCGCUAAUUGUUGGCAUUUGCCGGCAACGCGCAUUUGCUGAACAAUUUUGCUGCUUUUACGGGCAGCGACUCUGCCCAAAAAUAAAAACCUGUAAGACCCAACGAGAAAUAAAUUGCAAAUUUCCAACACGUA